CCAUGCUGUAGUGGAGCUCAUUGACAAGAGCUCAGGUUCUCUGUCUGUAGUCAAUCUCUUACCUGGACAGUGGGAGACUAAGACAUUUGAGUUUAAGAUGUCAGAAGAGCAGCUGGAUGAGUUUGACCUGCAGAAGUACAUAACGACACCAGAGGAAGAUCAGACUGAACUCCUCAGUCCAGAUGAAGUUCUCCAGAAGCUGCUGCCAGUUGUCCCAACAUCCACAUCAGCUGUGCUGCGGGGCUGUGAGCUGACAGAUAAGAGCUGUUCCUAUCUGGCCUCUGCUCUCACAUCACUCUCCUCAAGACUCAGACUGCUGGACCUGAGUUGGAAUGACCUAUGGGACUCAGGAGUGGAACUUUUAUGUUCUGCUCUUUCUCAUCAAAACUGCAAACUGGAGGAACUAUGGCUGCAGAACUGUAAGCUGACAGAGAAGAGCUGCUCCUAUCUGGCCUCUGCUCUCACAUCACUCUCCUCAAGACUCAGACUGCUGGACCUGAGUUGGAAUGACCUGCAGGACUCAGGAGUGGAACUUUUAUGUUCUGCUCUUUCUCAUCAAAACUGCAAACUGGAGGAACUACAAGUGGGUAUGGAGCCUAAGGUGUUCUUCAGAAAGGAGAGUCCAGCAGCAGCCUCCACUAGCAGCUCCCACUCCUCAGAUGCUGCAGAGCUGCACCUCAGAGACAAAGCCCAGCAGGACCCAGGAGCACAGCUGCUCUCUCUGGACACUCACAAGGAGGAGCACCACAGUGAUGCCCCACAGAGGAGCUGUGAAUCCUGUGCUGAAGUUCCAGACUCCAGCCACUGGGUCCUGAUGAAGCCUGAAGUCUCCACAGAGAAGAGCGUCUCCACCUACAGCCUGAGCUCUCCUGCAGGGAGCUAUGAGUGCUCAGAGUCUGGUCUGCGCUGGACGUGUGCUGGUCCAGUCACCCUGCAGUACCACUUCAUGGACUGGCAUGCCUUUGCUGAAGAGCUGGCCCACAUGCAGUCCAGAUCAGCUGGUAUUCUGAUGGACAUCAGGCUCAUGUCAGGAGAGCUGGAGGAGAUCCAUCUACCACAUUUCCUCUGUUUGGGGGGUUGUGAGGCGUCUGUGCAUGAUGCUGUGAGGGUCCUGCAUGGGCGGGACAGCGGAGUGUGUGUGGAGAAGUGUGAGCUGACCCGACACCAUGCCAGACUUCUCCACCCAAACCUCUCUCCUCUUGGAGUUAUCUACAACCUCCUCAAAUCCCUGCUGUCUCCCAUGAGGGUCCACUCCAAAAUGCUGGUCUACCAGAGCAGCACGAUGCCCGUUUUCAGCACCUACCUCCUGCCUGAGGAUGCCCAUCUGAAGCAACUGGUGAAGAACGAUGAGGAGGAGUUGGGGGGCGUUUGGAGGGACAAUCCUCAUCCUGACAGCCCUCUACAGAUGGAGGACUUCUACAGCCUGAGGACUGACUGUCCCUCUGAGAUCAACCCAGAGAAGCUGAUGCUGAGAAGGAGCAAUGACACCCCCAACUUCUUUAGGGUGAAGCUUCCUGAGGCUGCUGCCUCCUUCCACAUGGAGCUGUUCAGCUCUGCAGACAGCAGGGGGCAGUGUGUGUGGAGAGCAGAGUUCCAGUCAGGUGAUGAGAGUCAGGCCAGACCACCAGCAGAGAGUCCGGCAAGGACCAGAGACGCCCAGUCUGCAGUCAGGUUCCCACAGGCAGCAGAGAGCAGGAGAGACACCAGCAGAGAGACCAGCAGAGCUGAGGGGGAGACCAACUCAGAUGUGCUGCUCUCCAAGGGACUGGUCCACCCUGAGAAGUAUUCAGAGAUCAAAGCAGCUCCCACCAAUGAGGCAAAGAUGCGAGAGAUCUAUGAGUGUCUGCGCUCAGCUGGAGCUGAGGGGAAAGCAGCCUUCUAUGGAGUUCUACUGCAGGAGGAGCCCCACCUGCUCAAAGACCUGAGUACACCUGUCAACAAAUGA
Molecule: messenger RNA, 1945 nt
Organism: Alosa alosa (allis shad)
Lineage: Eukaryota; Metazoa; Chordata; Actinopteri; Clupeiformes; Clupeidae
Product: NACHT, LRR and PYD domains-containing protein 1 homolog
Exons: 6
Coding region: 98-1945 (615 amino acids)
Biological process (GO): regulation of apoptotic process
Molecular function (GO): protein binding
Source: RefSeq, a predicted model, not a curated record